AUGUCCCUCCUCAACUCCCGCUGGGCCCCGGGCAACAGCACCUCCUACAACUCCUACAACCAAUAUGGCACCAACAACAGCAACGGCAGCAACUACCAACCAUCCCGACACACCAACCCACGCACCCACAGCGUCCCCACACCAAAUGCCUCCCCAUCACGAUCAGGACCAACAUACUCACAAUCGCAAUUACAAUCCAACAACAACAACAACGGCCUCCUCCCCCCAGCCGAAGAACUCGCCCGCUUCAUGAAAAUCAUCUCCCGCCUCCGCUGGAAACUCCCUUUUCUAGCCGAAGCCUACCGCCUCGCAACAAUCCCCCCAGACCCCUCCUCCCUCUCCACCACCUCCGAAGCCCAAAUAAUGUUCAAAAUCGACUUCUUCGAAUACUACGCCCUCCUCGAGCGCGCAAUCGUGCAUCUCCUCGCCGUCUUCAACAUAACCGUCUCCUCCUCCACACGCGGCCGCCCCUCCUACACAAACAACGCCGGCGUCGGCGCAAGCCUCCACCGCUACCACGCAAACGUCCUCUCCGCCCUCGAAGAAGAGUCCAGCCCUUUAACACCCGUCCUCGGCUCGGGCCUCGUCUACGAACAACUCCGGCAAGCGAAGGAGUUACGGAAUCGGUGGAAGACGGCUGAUAUGACGCGGGACGAGGUGUUGAGGGACCCCGUGGGUGAUCGGGAUGUUGUGCGGCCGUUGGAGAGUUAUGAUCUUGAGGGGAUUUUGAGUGGGAUUUUCGGUGGGUUGGAAGAAGGGUUCGUUCGGGCGAGGGAACAUGUUAAGUUGUGUAGACGGGUUGGGGAGGAUGUCGAGAUUGGGAGGGAGGAGGGUUGGGAGUUUAUGGUUGAUGCGAUGGAUUGGGAGGCUGUUUAG
Molecule: messenger RNA, 876 nt
Organism: Penicillium subrubescens
Lineage: Eukaryota; Fungi; Ascomycota; Eurotiomycetes; Eurotiales; Aspergillaceae
Exons: 1
Coding region: 1-876 (291 amino acids)
Source: RefSeq, a predicted model, not a curated record